UCCGGAUGGGCACACUAAACACUCGUUACAAUAAAUCGUCUCGUAACCUGAAGUUGAAGGAGUCCCCCGGUCUGAAAGUGACGACCACAACAUCAAUUUGAAGAAGGGGGAGCACGUGGUUAAGUAAGUCUUAUAAAUAUCCCUCUACAACCGGCCGCAUGCUGUUGUGCCACUGGCAACAUCAGCUCUGUGGACCGAUUUCCAGCAAGAAGGGAUGGAGGAACGCGUCAACGGUUUACCAUUGUAUUAAAAGGAAUUAUUAUCUUUAUACUUCAACGUACUUGCCAUACUUUUGAUUUAAAUAAUCCCGCACUUUCUCCAUUUAUAUUGACCCAACACAUGCGUUAUAACAACUUUAAUAGGUUAUAUCUCCUCGAGACGACACCUUGCGAGUACCAGGACGGGUGGAUUUUUGCACUGUUGAAUGUUCUUCUGUCAAGAACCGCGAUGCAACUGCUCAGCGAAGCCCAUCUUGAUCUUGAGAUAGAGAAAUCAAAGACGGACUUGUGCUGAGCGCGUUACUGGCCACCGUUGGAAAGCUCGCAGCGCUCUGAUGCGGUGGAGGUGUGCGCUAACCCACAGGCUACACGUCUGUUCUGUACAGCUGGAGAUAGCGAGCUAGCUGGUUGUAGUUUGUUUUACUUCAAGGUUUUUGUAUUGAACUUUGGUUGCCAUUUAAUGGCCACAAUUCGGUCUUUUUGUUUGGACAAUUGUAACUUUACACGCGUUUAGUAUGUGUUUAUUGUGAAGUGAUUGGUAAUAUACAUAGUCUACUGCUGCUGUCUGCUCCCCGCUGCCCGUAUAACGGAUUUUACAGAUUAUUUCCCUUCCAUGGUUGUUAAAUGGAUGUCCAGGUACAAUUUGAAAUACUGUGCUGAAACUGGGAUCACAAAACGACCACGUUUCCCAAUAUUUAGGCUACAAGUAGUUAAGUGUGUAGGCCUAUAUUUAGUUGUAAAAGAAAUCCAAUAUUUUGGCUUUUUUUUCAUGUUUAUAUUGCCUUUUACUGUUAUAUCUAAAUUCCCUUUCCAAGGCCGCUUUAUAAUUUUUUUGUCAAUAUUUCAAGACGCUGCUGUAGUCUACUUUUAGAGUUCACAAUGAACUACUGCGUUUUAAGUCUUCUCCUGACCUUGGAUUUAGCCACUGUGGCCGUCAGUUUGUCUACAUGCAGUACGCUGGACAUGGAUCAGUUUAUGAAAAAGCGCAUAGAAGCCAUCCGGGGACAGAUACUGAGCAAGCUGAAGCUCACGAGCCCCCCGGAGACAUACCCCAAGCCAGAGGAGGUGUCGCGGGAUAUCAUCGCCAUCUAUAACAGCACGAGGGACCUGUUGCAGGAGAAAGCCAACGAACGGGCAGCAACGUGUGAGCGCCAACGAAGCGAGGAGGAGUACUAUGCAAAAGAGGUUCACAAAAUCGACAUGCAACCCCCCUACCCCUCUGAGAAUGUCAUCUCUCCCAUGCACUACAACCCGUACUACAGACGGCUCACCUUCGACGUGACCUCCAUGGAGAAGAAUGCCUCUAACCUGGUCAAGGCUGAGCUACGCGUCUUCCGUCUCCAGAACACCAAGGCCCGUGUGUCUGAACAGAGGAUUGAGCUGUACCAGAUUUUAAGUCACAAGGACCUGGCUUCCCCGACGCAGCGCUACAUCGACAGCAAGGUGGUACGCACGCGCAUGGAGGGGGAGUGGCUGUCUUUUGACGUGACAGAGGCAGUCAGUGAAUGGUUGCUUCACAGAGACAGAAACAGUGGAUUCAAGAUCAGCUUGCACUGUCCGUGCUGCACGUUUGUGCCCUCAAACAACUACAUCAUCCCCAAUAAGAGUGAGGAGCUGGAAACCCACUUUGCAGGUAUAGAUGACAGCUUCCACCACAGCGGAGACCUGAAGGUGUAUAGGAAGCGGCGCCACAGCGCCCAGGCUCCACACCUGCUCAUGAUGCUGCUGCCCUCCUACCGCCUGGAGUCCCAGCACAAGAGCCACCGCUCCAAACGAGCCCUGGACGCUGCCUUCUGCUCCAGAAACGUCCAGGAUAACUGCUGCUUGCGGUCGCUCUACAUCGACUUCAAGAAGGAUCUGGGCUGGAGGUGGAUCCACGAGCCCAAGGGUUACAACGCUAACUUCUGCGCCGGUGCCUGUCCCUAUCUAUGGAGCGCUGACACCCAGCAUUCCAAGGUGCUAGGUCUGUACAACACCAUCAACCCGGAGGCGUCAGCUUCGCCCUGCUGUGUGUCUCAGGAUCUUGAACCUCUCACCAUCCUCUACUACAUCGGCAAGACCCCCAAGAUAGAGCAGCUCUCCAACAUGAUCGUCAAGUCCUGCAAGUGCAGCUAGGAACUGUUACAAGGCAACACACAUGUGCAUACACACACAUUCAGUCAUACAUAUUCAUACACGCGUGCAUAUUCAGUCACACAAACACACACACAAACACACACACACACACACACACACACACACACACACACACACACACACACACACACACACACACACACACACACACACACACACGUACACACACAUGUACACACACACACAAAUACACAUACUGUACAUAUACACAUUCAUCAACAAACACAUACUAUACAUUCACACAGUCAGUCACACGAUCACUGCACUAUUGUAAAGACAUAUUUGAUCUCCUACAAGCACAAGUGGAAAAGGUGCUGAGCAGAUCUAGGUACAGAAAACAUGUCUCCCGAAACAACCAUGCACACACACACACACACACACACACACACACACACACACACACACACACACACACACACACACACACACACACACACACACACACACGCAUGUGCACACACACACACACACACACACAGCUGUGGCUUUUGUACAGGCGUGCCUGUGUUUUUGUGUUUAGAAAGGCCCUGUUAACAUGCCUCACAUCACACACUUGUCACACAAAGACGCAAGAGUACGGCAAACACUGGAAAAAAAGUAUACGUGUCUAUAUGUGAAAUAAUACGUCUGAGAAACAAAGACGACCGCCCCCCGGUUUCAUCAUUCAAAGCAAGCCAUCUCCUUGAUUUUGUUUGUCUCGUUUUGCAUCCUUUUGAAACUAUUGUAAUUUUAUAUUUUGUUUUGAUUUUUUGAUAAUUGUAUUGCCUAUUUAAAAUCCAGUGUUUUAUGGUUAGCACCCAACGCGUUUUCAACUCUCUCGAGAAGUGGUGGAUGAAUCCACUCCCCAAUGUCAGUUUACUAAUAUGUUAUAACAUAGUCGUGUUAUAAUCGCAUCCCAUAUGCUGUUUAUAUGUGCUGUAACAGCCACGUAAGACAGAAAGAGGCUCGGAGACUGUAAGGGGGAGACUGCGAGAGAGAGACAGAAUGAAAGAAAAUAAGCACACCUAGUAUGCCUACCUUUUCAACAGAGACUCAUCCUCACACAGGCAUAUUCAUCAAAAAAGCACACACCCAUCCCGAACCCUGCAGCAGGCAACAUAUUCAGACUGCUGGAAUGAACAGUUCUGACAUUUUGAUUUUUAAAAAAUGUAAAAGUCUCCCAAAGUACUGUUGAGCUCUGUUUACCUUGUGCAUUGAAUCUUGAAUGCUUUAGGGAGCCCAACAGUGAUUCCAUCAACCACACAAGGUAUGUCACCAUAAACACACAUUUAAGAUUUCUGUGGAUAUGUUGGUUUGUUCUUAUUGGAACAGGGUUGUCCUUGUCUAUAUGACGCAGUGGUAUAGGAAUGGGGAGGUAUAUUAGUUAGGGAGGUAUAGUAGUGUUGUAGUGAUAAUUCGAGAGAAGGGGUACAAUAGGUGAGAAUGGACAGUAGAUGUGACCUGGUUCAGAGAUUCUCCAUGAACCUUUGAGACCAUUCCAUUAGGUCUGAGAUUACUUUAGGUCGGAGGUCAAAAGGUCAUAUUUGCAUUUGUGCAGUAGUUGUUAUGGACACCAGCGUUAUAUCUGCUCAUUUGCAUCUGAAAAGCUUCGUCUCGCCCGCCUCCCUCAAAGUGUAAAGCCAUUAUUCAGUCAUAGGUUUUUGUCCUUUGUAGGAAUAAAAAUUGUUGGAUACAAAGAAUUGCACUGACGCUAUUUUGAUUCUGUUUUUUAUUUUUUAUUAGUCGUUACUUCCCCCUUAUUAAAUGAGGAGUUUUGAUGAUGUGACUUAGAGCAGGAAGUGUAGGUGACACCACCCCGCCCCUAACCCCACCCCCCUUUGGGCACCCGCGCCAGUGGACUUCCUGGAAAACCAGGAAGAGGAGCGAGGCACCAAUCUUGUCAUGAUAGAGCUAUUAUUUUUCGUUGUUGUUGUUUAUGAUAAUUAUGUUUUUGUUGUUGUUGACCCACUAUGAUGUAUUGUAACACAUUAUUGUUGUUGUACUCUAGUGGUAAAUAAAUUAUUUAA
Messenger RNA from Salvelinus fontinalis (brook trout), 4360 nucleotides. Its product is annotated as transforming growth factor beta-2 proprotein-like. NCBI's taxonomy places the organism in Eukaryota, Metazoa, Chordata, Actinopteri, Salmoniformes, Salmonidae. Gene Ontology annotation, molecular function: cytokine activity; type III transforming growth factor beta receptor binding; type II transforming growth factor beta receptor binding. The record is from RefSeq and is a predicted model, not a curated record. The transcript is spliced from 7 exons. Gene Ontology annotation, biological process: BMP signaling pathway; SMAD protein signal transduction; transforming growth factor beta receptor signaling pathway. Bases 1098 to 2333 code for a protein of 411 amino acids. Gene Ontology annotation, cellular component: extracellular region.